UUAAAUGCCUUCCCAAGGUCCUUGAAACUAAAAUUUUCUCCAAGAUGACACCUGCAAAAGUAUCUUUCUUAUCAACCCCUGCUAAGAAACACUCGGCAAGGUACGGCGGAGGCAGCAGUCGAUCAGAGGCUGCGGGAAAACUGCGCAACAGCCUGGGGGUGAGGACCAAACUUCCCCUCCACUCCUCCUUUCCCAGGUUCUCGGUACUGGGGGACGGGCCGGACGUCUCCUGCGUGCCGGCAACAGUUGCCAGGAGCAGCGGGCUGAGUACCGGCACUCUGCCCAACCAGUGGUCUCUUCUCCGUCGUCCCCUCCUUCCCUCCCUGAAGGCCAAGGACAGCGACGUCCUCCUCCCUCUUCUCCUCCUCUUUGGUGCCUUCAGCCAGGAGGCGGGAGUGACCCGCGGCAGCUGACCCAGCACAGGCACUGCCUCUCUCACAGCCCUCAGAACACACGAUGGGCCCAGAGGCGGGUUUGCAGCACAGCAGCGACGACGCAGGCGGCAGCCCCAGCGACUCUCAACUGCCUCCCUGACCGUCGACACCACUGCCGAACACCCGAAAAACCAUCGCCACCAACGGCGGGAGACUCUACAGGCCCUCCAAAACACCUUCUCGAUCGACUCAAGCUACGUCAACAACUAUGGCAGACGAGGGGUGGCGGGCGGAGCCGGAGAGGGAAGGAUGGGGGCUGUACGUCACGCCCAGGGCUCCGCUACGGGAGGCGAGGCCCCGGCUCGCCCCUCAAAAUGGCGGCGGCAGUGACGCGCCUGCGUAUAGAUCUCCUACGCCGUCGCGCCACGGCCGGCGGGAAGUGAGGUUCUCAGAAGAGCCGCCCGAAGUGUACGGCGACUUCGAGCCCCGGGCGGCCAAAGAAAAGGCCCCGGUGGGAAGACAAAUUCCGCUAGAAGAGUUCCGGCCCGAUUCGGCGAAGGAGGAAGUGAGAGAACGCUCCUAUUACCUUCGGUCUCGGCAGCGGAGGCAGCCGCGACUCCAGGAAGCCGAGAUGAAGACGCGAAGGGCUACUCGCCUCCAGCAGCAGCAGCACUCACAGCCGCCUCCGCUGCAGCCGUCUCCGGUUACGACCAGGAGAGGAUUACGGGACUCCCAUUCAUCCGAAGGUGAGGCCGACAGAGAGGAUGAACCACCUUCACAAACUGUUUUAAGCCCAACCGUCUCAAAGAAUACUAUCAGGAGGACACAGACUCCAGUGGUGAGUAAAGAUCCUGUAAUUGGCCUGUGUAGACCCCCUCUAAGAAGCUCAAGAUCUGAUUCGUCAUAUAAAACAAAUGGAAAUACUAAAAUGAGUGAAUUAGAAAGUGAAUUUGAGCUUUUUCAAGAAGCCACCAGUGUCCAACAGAAGAUCAAUUUCUCAGAAGAAGGGGAAACGGAGGAAAAUGAUCAAGACAGUUCUGACAGUGAUGUUACGGUUGUUAAGGUCAGAUCCGGGGAUUCUGUUGAGUCUGGAGACCAAACCACCAGAUCAUCAAGUCAAUAUCCAGAAUCAUUUUGGCAGUCAUCACAAAGUCCCGACUUCACAGCUUUUGAUAAGCAACCAUUAGUGCUAAGCUCGGGAUAUCAAAAAAAUCCUCAGGAAUGGGUUGAAAAAACCACAAGAAUAAGGACUAGGAUGCAAACAGUGAAGUAUUACCGUACACCAUCAUCACCAGGCGAGCGUUUGAUAUAUGGCAAUUUUUCAGAUGAUGACGGUGUUCAGAAAUCAGAGCUUGGAAACCAAUCUCCAUCAGCCUCCAGCCAACAAGUGACUGGACAACCCCAAAGUGCAUCUUUUGUCAAGGUGAAGUGGUGGUGGCCCCUUGUUCUGAUAGCUGCUCUUCUCAUUGGGUGUUUUUUGUACACUUGUACUCCUGAAGCAGAAACCACUGCUGUUCAAGAGUUCCAGAACCAGAUGAAACAACUUAUGAAUAAGUACCAAGGUCAAGAUGAGAAGCUGUGGAAAAGGAGCCUAACAUUCCUGGAAAAACAUCUUAAUAGCUCCCACCCUCGGCCUCAGCCUGCUAUCUUGCUGCUCACUGCUGCCCGAGAUGCUGAAGAAGCACUCAAGUGUCUGAGUGAAAAAAUUGCCGAUGCCUAUUCUUCCUUCCAAAGUGUUCCUGCAAUCCGGAUUGAUGGGACGGGCAAAGCAACUCAAGACAGUGAUCUUGUCAAACGAGAGGUAGAUGAGGAACUGAGCAACGGAUUCCGAAAUGGCCAGAAUGCAGCUGUGGUCCACCGCUUUGAGUCACUGCCUGCAGGCUCUACUUUGAUCUUCUAUAAGUAUUGUGAUCAUGAAAAUGCAGCCUUCAAAGAUGUAGCCUUAGUCCUAACUGUCUUGUUAGAGGAGGAGACACUUGGAACCAGUCUAGGCCUAAAGGAAAUUGAAGAAAAAGUGAGGGAUUUCCUCAAACUCAAGUUCACCAACUCUGAUACACCCAACUCCUACAAACAUAUGGACCCAGACAAACUGAGUGGGCUCUGGAGCCGUAUUUCUCACUUAGUCCUGCCAGUACAACCUGAAAAUGACCUGAAAAGGGGCAUCUGCUUAUAAGAGGAGACAGAAGAGAAAAUCAUGUCUCAAGUUCUGAGAAUUUUUCAAACUUUCUAACCAUAGACAGGAUCCAGAGCUCUUUUUGAAAGAACUGGUUUCUUUUUAAAGGAGGUUAAGUUCUUAAGUAAACGUGGAAUAUCUAAAUCGUUUAUUCAACCUAAUUAUCUGUUUUUUGAGAGAAUUGUUUCCUUGUUUCCAUUGAGAUCUGUGUUAAUGAUAUCUGAGGACUGUAAAUUAUAUGCAGUCCCAUAGAGGAUCUGCUUAGAUUCUGGGUUGAAUCAUUAUUGCUAUGGUAUGACCAGUGGGAGGGAUUAGGCUCCUUCCUAUGAAUCCGCCCAAUUUUUUAACUUAGAUUUUUUUCACAGUUUGUCGAGUUAUUAGUAAGACAGCUCCCUGAACAUAACUGUGGGUUUUCCCUUUUGUCCUCUUCUACAUCGUUUAGAUGUGAAUUCCGUAGUCAGCUUCUGCUUAUAGGAACAAAAAUAAUGAAAGACCAUCCGAGUGUGUGUUUGGGAUUUUUGGUUUUUGGUUUUUUCCUUUGAUUUUGGAGGGCAAGGAGAAGGAGACAUGGGAAAAGUUAUGGAAUGGGGAGAGAAAGGGGGGAAAAAGUCUUCAAGGUGAAAUGUUAAAAUAAGCCACUGAGGGAAUUCCCUGGCGGUCCAGUGGUUAGGACUCCACACUUUCAAUGCCGAGGGCCCAGGUUUGAUCCCUGGUCAGGGAACUAAGAUCCUGCAAGCCGCCCCACGUGGCCAAAAAGAAAGCCACUGAGGCUUAGGGUUAGUCAAACAUAGUUAUAUGAACUGCAUUCUCAGUGAAUUCUGUUGGGACUUGUUUCUCACAUGUCCUUUUUUUUCGUUUAAGAAAUUUUUAUUCCUCCCAGAGAUUUUGAAGCAUGUAUAUGAUGAGCUUUAGUAUAUUUGUUCACUUGGCUCUUAAGAAUGGGUAAGUUCAGAGCCAUUUAUUUUGGUCAUGUCCUGAAAGUUUUGUUAAGAAAUACAAUUUCAGGAAUUGGUAAACCAUUUGUUAACCAGCUCUCCUGGGCUGUUGAAGAAGGAUUUGAUUUUCUGCAUGUCUACUUGUUGCAUUCUGAGUCCUUUAAUGACACUCUUGUAACAAGAAUAAAGAUUUACAAUGCACGUGAUAAAUUCUACUAAGAGUGCCUCAAGCGAAAAAGAAAGUGAAGUUUACCAUAUAUGAAGAAUGUUAAAAUGUACUACUGUACAUUACUGUACUACUAUAGAAUUUCAGUUUUAACCUAGCAUCACUAACAGCUUUCUCAUCCGUCAACUGCUUUGGUUUUCUUAGAAGCUUAAAAUUCUGGAUCCACUUUAUUUUUUUAUUGUCUACAAACCUUUAAAUGAAAAUAUUGUUUUUAGAAUACUAGAGCCUGUCAGUGGCUUCAUCAUUUACCUUUUAAGGAUCCCAUGACUGGUGGUAGAGUACAGUCUCGUUUCUUCCCACUAGGACUACCAGUAUUCAUAAAUUUAUACCCCUUAUUGUAAUUUGUUCCUGACUGUCAGAAGUCAAAUAUUCUGAUUUAUAGAGGAUUCUAAAACAAGAGUUUUUGAAAAGACUUAUUUUAUACCUAUAUAUAUUAUAUGGAGAAACAUGUUUUUUUAAAUGUUUCAUUGACCAAAAUAACUUUAAAGUAAUUAAUAUUACUUAUAUCAAGAAAAAUAAUUGUAGCAGCUGAUCUGUAAAUGACUUUAAAAGCUAUUUUAGUAAUUUAAAUAAAUUUACUUUCUUGGUUUGUA
Aethalodelphis obliquidens (Pacific white-sided dolphin) is the source of this 4301-nucleotide messenger RNA. RefSeq names its product torsin 1A interacting protein 1 (gene TOR1AIP1). NCBI's taxonomy places the organism in Eukaryota, Metazoa, Chordata, Mammalia, Artiodactyla, Delphinidae. Gene Ontology annotation, biological process: nuclear membrane organization. The transcript has 14 exons. Gene Ontology annotation, molecular function: ATPase activator activity. The coding region runs from base 643 to 2547 and encodes 634 amino acids. The record is from RefSeq and is a predicted model, not a curated record. Gene Ontology annotation, cellular component: nuclear membrane.